CUGGCCACUCUGACACAGUGACUUGGCAUUUCUCAGCUUCUGACGCAACAGAUGCUCCACCCCUGCACUCUGGCAGUGUAGCCAGCCGAGAAGCAUCUGCUACUGCUGUGGCAAAGAAGAGGGCUGUUCUUGGUCUAGCUCCAGAAGGGGAAAGUUCUGCACAUACCAGGCCUGAAGACGCCAAGAUGCAGCAGGUCCUUUUCUACCUCUUAGCCUUGCAUCCUGCAUUAGUUGUGAUUGCUGCUGGAGUGUCUCACAGCAAUGCAGUGUCAGCAACAUGCAGAGACAAAGAUUCCAAGCAAGAUCUUCCUGAAUGUCAAAAGCAAGUACAGUACUGCUACAAUGGAACCUGUUGCAACUCUUGUCCUCCCGGUAGUUUUGCUACAAAAGUUGGCUGUACAAAGGAGGAUCCGAGUACCUCUUGUCAACGUUGCAUUGACCGCCAAGAGUAUAUGGAUCAUUUCAAUUAUCAACUGCAUUGUCUGAGGUGUGGCUUUUGUGACAGCGAGCAUGGUAUGGAAGUUGAAAAACCCUGUAACAUUUACCAGAAUGAAAAAUGCAAGUGUAUGCCUGGCUUCUUUUGCAAUUCUUCUCGACCAUGCACUCAUUGUGAUCGAUGUGAUAAAUGCGAAUAUGGCACCCAAGUGGUAGAAAAUUGCACGCAAACCAGAAACACCAAAUGUGCAAAACUAGUUAAUUCACUACGACCUUGGGCAAUUGCAAGUAUUGUCGUCGUCAUCAUCGUCGUCCUCAUAUUAGUUGCAGUGAUUUUAUAUUGUUAUAGAAAAAAACAGAAGAAGAAAAUAGACCCAAACAGAAAUGAAAGUGACGAAACUGUAAUUGAAGUUAGACCUCUCCAGUAUCCAGAUGUUAACUUGAAUCCUUACAUUCCUGACAUUGCGGAGGACAUGAAGCUAAAAGAGGUCAGGAAACUUGUUCGGAAACUGGGUGUGUCUCCAGCUGACAUAGAUGCGAUCACCCAUGAUCACCAACACGAUUGCUCUGAACAGAAAAUAAAACUGUUGGAACACUGGUACCAGAGGAAAGGGGAAAAAAAUGCUUACUUCACUUUAAUCACCACACUAAGAAGUAUUCCCUUAAAUGCCCCUGCUGAUAACCUUGAAGAUAAGGUGAGACGAUUGCCUUGAGACAAUCAGAAAAGCAUCACUUUUCCUCAUGGAAAACAGAUCGAGCUGUUCUCCUCUU
Molecule: messenger RNA, 1206 nt
Organism: Varanus komodoensis (Komodo dragon)
Lineage: Eukaryota; Metazoa; Chordata; Lepidosauria; Squamata; Varanidae
Gene: FAS
Product: Fas cell surface death receptor
Exons: 10
Coding region: 186-1148 (320 amino acids)
Biological process (GO): regulation of stress-activated MAPK cascade; activation-induced cell death of T cells; motor neuron apoptotic process
Cellular component (GO): membrane raft; CD95 death-inducing signaling complex; external side of plasma membrane
Molecular function (GO): tumor necrosis factor receptor activity; protein binding
Source: RefSeq, a predicted model, not a curated record